Messenger RNA from Sturnus vulgaris (Common starling), 1469 nucleotides. The record is from RefSeq and is a predicted model, not a curated record. Lineage: Eukaryota; Metazoa; Chordata; Aves; Passeriformes; Sturnidae.
AGGAAAUGAGGAUGCGAGUGCAGAGCCUGGCGGUGGCUUGCGGGGCACUGGCAUUGUGCCUGGCACUCACCACAGCCACCAACCCCGGCUUUGUGGUGAGGAUCACCCAGGCAGGCUUGGACUACGCCCAUCAGCAGGGGAUGGCGAUCCUGGAGAAGGAACUGGCCCAGCUGAACCUGCCAGACAUGUCGGGUGACUCUCGUGUCUUGCACGUGGGGAAGGUUCGCUAUGAGCUGUCCAGAUUGCGCCUUCGUGACUUCCAUUUGCCAUACUCCCGGAUUACCCCGAUCUCCAAAGUGGGUCUGCAGGUCUCCAUCUCCAACGCCUUUGCUGAGCUGGAUGGGGACUGGCGGGUGAAGUUUCUCUUUAUCAGCCGGGACCACGGAUCUUUUAACCUGAAGGUGGAAAAUGUCUAUAUCAAAAUCACCUUGAGUCUGGGCAGAGACACCACUGGGAAGCCCACCGUCAGCACUUCGGCCUGCAGUGCCAGCAUCUCUGAAGUGCGGGUGCUCUUUUCAGGCAAAUUGGGGUGGCUUUACAACCUGUUCCACAAGUUUAUUGAAUCCAAGUUGCGAAAGAUUUUGGUGGAAAAGGUCUGUGACAAUGUGGCCAAGUCUGUGCACAGCAAGCUCCAGACAUACCUCCAGACCCUGCCAGUCACAGCCAAGAUAGAUGGCAAGACUGGGAUUGAUUACUCCUUGGUGGCAUCCCCAAGAGCUACUGCCAAGUCCCUGGAUGUGUACCUGAAGGGUGAAUUCUACUCCCUGGCCCACCGCUCCACUGUCCCCUUCCCACCACUGCCACUGGCCUUCCCCUCGGAUCACGACCGCAUGGUUUACUUUGGAGCCUCCAGCUACUUCUUCAACACAGCUGGCAUUGCCUACCACGAGGCUGGGGUACUGGUCUUUGAAAUCACAGAGGACAUGAUCCGAAAGGAUGCAGUAUUCAGAUUGGACACCUCUCUCUUCUCAGCCUUCAUUCCCCAGCUGGAGGAGAUGUACCCGAACAUGCCAAUGAAAUUCAUGCUGUCCACUCCCACUGCUCCAUUCCUGACUAUUGGACCAGGAGGAAUCUCGUUCCAGCCCGUUGUGGAUGCCCAGGCUUAUGUCAUCCUUCCCAACUCCAGCCUGGCUCCCCUCUUCGUCCUCAGCCUGACAGGGAACGUGUCUGCUGUCAUCAACGUGAGAUCCGGCCGCAUAGUUGGGAGCCUGGACGUGGGCAGGAUCAGGCUCUCUCUGAAGGAUUCGGCUGUGGGCACUUUCCAGGUUCGAAUGAUGCAGUCCUUAAUGAAUGUCUUGACUUCCAGUACCCUGCUCCCACGUCUCAAUGCCCGGUUAGAUGAGGGUUGGCGUCUGCCAAUGCCAAACGGGAUUCAGCUCUCCAAUAUCCUUGUGAAGUACCACCAGAAUUUCCUGCUGCUUGGAGCAGACGUUCACUUCCAGACCCGAGGAUGAAGAUAAGGCGACGAG